This is a messenger RNA of Daldinia loculata, 1956 nucleotides long. RefSeq lists its product as uncharacterized. The record is from RefSeq and is a predicted model, not a curated record. Bases 206 to 1621 code for a protein of 471 amino acids. NCBI's taxonomy places the organism in Eukaryota, Fungi, Ascomycota, Sordariomycetes, Xylariales, Hypoxylaceae. The transcript has 8 exons.
UGGUCUUGCCUUAUCGAGUAGUUUCCGCUGCUACGCAUACAUACAUACUCUCUUUGGACCAAGGGUGGCGCUCGAUUCGACUUCUCUCCAGAAAAUAUACUAAGUCUAGGGUUCCCUCCCUUUUGAAAAUUUCUAUGGUUCUGUGGUGUCAUUCGUUUUGUUUCCCCCCCUAUAACCUCAGAUCUUUCGUUUGCGAUCGGGCAGGAUGCAGUUCCUUUCGUUGCUUUUGCUAUGCCUGACGGCAUUGCAACCAGCGCUGGCCGUUCUCGACGUUACUGGAGCCCCUGCUUGUGGUUUAAAAUGCAUCCUAACAUCGACUGCCAACUCGGACUGCUCAACGAGCAACACUACUUGUAUCUGCACUACUGCGUCGCUACAAGCACAAAUUACCGAAUGCGUGACUGCUAGCUGCUCGAUCCGUGAUCAAUUAUCUACGAAGAAAUUCUCGGCGGAAACAUGCGGCAUAGAAGGCGAGGAUAGACGUGACCUUAUUCGUAUCCUUGCGAUGGUCUUCGGAGCAAUUGGGCUUCUGGCUUUCAUUCUACGGUGCACUGCAAGACUUAUUGGGCCACAUGAUUGGGGUCAUGAUGAUACUGUUAUGUGUUUUGUUAUGGUCCUGGCGAUUGGCCUCGCAGGUAUCUCCAUCCCUAUUACCGACAACGGGCUCGGUCUGGACAUGUGGUUCGUCCCGCAUGAUGAUAUAACAGAGGUCCUUCGGCUGUAUUUUUUCGACGAAUUGUUAUACAUCACGGCCCUAGCUUUGACCAAGAUUUCCAUUCUCUUCUUCUACCUGAAGGUCUUCCCGAAGCGGUCAUUUCGUCUAUGCACAUAUGCUCUCAUAGCCAUCAACUUAGUUUACGCCAUCACCUACGAUUUACUUCUGAUCUUCCAAUGUAAUCCGAUAAAGGGGGCCUGGCUGCAAUGGGACGGCGAAUUCGAGACGCAAUGUAUCAGCAUCAAUGUGUUGGGAUGGUCCGCCGCAGCUAUCAACAUCGCUUUGGAUCUGGCUGUCAUUAUACUUCCGCUCCCCGAACUGUUCGCUCUGUCCUUGUCGCUAAGAAAGAGGCUGCAAAUUAUUGCUAUGUUUACUGUCGGUUUCUUCAUUACAAUCGUCAGCAUCGUCCGUCUUAACUCCCUCAUCCGAUUUGGUAACACUCAAAACCUCACGCAGGACUAUGUUGAGACGGGAUACUGGUCGACAAUCGAAGUUCCUGUAGGUAUUGCGUGCGCAUGCAUGCCGGCAGUGCGAUCACUCUUCAGUCUUGCGCUUCCGAAGUUGUUCGGUACCACUCGCGCGACCGGCGGUUCGACAUUCAACAGCUUCGGACCAUCCUCUUCUGGCAAUCGGCUAGGAGACUCCCGGGCUAAGAUCAGCAUCAAGCAGGAGUGGUCAGUUCUUAGCGAGGGCCCUGCCGAAUUCGACACCGAACGACACGGACGUGACGAUAGCGAUGUCGAACUCUUGAAUGUGGGCGUGGCUACCACCGAGGGUAGCAAUCGCCCAACCCGGAAAAUGACCCUCUCGAAGAACGGCGGUGCGUGGCGAGGCAUGAGCAUUCCGGAGCAGCAAGAGGAGACGUACAAGUCGGUCGCUUUCACGGGAGAAAGAGAGUUGCGGUAGAGAAGCCUGGUGUCGUAGUCUUGUAUAAGUUAAAUUCCGAACUAGUUCGCUCGGUAUUAGAUCUUUAAAGAUAUAUCGUCUUUUCUUUCCAAUUUUUACACCAGGUUUUGAGCGGAGAGGACUUCUUCCCCCGUGAAAUGAUUACGGAGUUGUGAGCGGAAGUGGUGGAGGAAAAGACAUCAUGGAAAUGCGAGGCCAACCGGUGUUACGGAAGUCGAAAAAGUUGAUGAUAAAACCAUUCAUCACAGUACAGCCCAGUCUUAUUAUUCGGAUGGCUCGGCUCUAGUACAAUGUUUCUUCCUCAUGACACUACGCAAGGUAAUGAACAUAAUGAA